AUGCAAGCCGGCCACGGGUCGCAGCCUGACGACGUAGGUGUCGAGUGGUUGAACGCCCCGGCGGCGUGGGCAUUUUAUCUAGGAAUUGUCGCAACCGUUCGAUUCUUGAUCGGUUUGUACCCUGGUUUGCGAGAUUUUCAAGCAUGGACCUUUGUCAACGUCACUCACGCAGUAAUCACCUUUUACAUCUUUCACUGGGUUAAAGGAAACCCUUUUCCAACGUACUGGGCAGCGUCGAUGCCAUCAAACGACAGGCGCACCUGGUGGGAACAACUCGACCAUCGCUGGCAGAACACGCCGUCCCGAAAGUUCUGCACGGCAGUUGUGUGUGUGUUGUAUCUUUUCGCAGUGCAAACGACACCACCAGCUUUCCACACAUACCAUUUCAUCAAUUUCGUCGCUUUCGUCGUUCUCUUCAUUGCAAAGCUCCCCGCCAUGGAUUCUGUACGCAUUUUGGGCAUUAACAGGUGA
Messenger RNA from Chondrus crispus (carragheen), 471 nucleotides. RefSeq lists its product as hypothetical. The transcript has a single exon. Lineage: Eukaryota; Rhodophyta; Florideophyceae; Gigartinales; Gigartinaceae. The coding region runs from base 1 to 471 and encodes 156 amino acids. Gene Ontology annotation, biological process: negative regulation of ceramide biosynthetic process; intracellular sphingolipid homeostasis; ceramide metabolic process. The record is from RefSeq and is a predicted model, not a curated record. Gene Ontology annotation, cellular component: endoplasmic reticulum membrane.